Diaporthe amygdali is the source of this 5451-nucleotide messenger RNA. RefSeq lists its product as uncharacterized. Gene Ontology annotation, cellular component: cytoplasm. The coding region runs from base 1 to 5451 and encodes 1816 amino acids. Lineage: Eukaryota; Fungi; Ascomycota; Sordariomycetes; Diaporthales; Diaporthaceae. Gene Ontology annotation, biological process: proteolysis. The transcript is spliced from 9 exons. Gene Ontology annotation, molecular function: calcium-dependent cysteine-type endopeptidase activity. The record is from RefSeq and is a predicted model, not a curated record.
AUGGAUCCAUUGACAUCAUUCAGCCUGGCUGCCUCGAUUGUUCAAUUUGUCAACUUUGCGACAUCACUCAUUAAUCAGACAUACAAAAUCCAUGCCUCUGCGGCUGGAUCAACAGAUCGAGCCCAAGAGCUAGAGGAACAAUAUUACAUCUUGCUUCAGUUCAGCUCGAGGCUGGACAACAAAUCGUCAUUAUGCGUAUCUGGUGGACAAUUCCAUCAGGAUAUCGAGCAAGACAUAACAUCACUGGCUCAAUUGAGAAUUGUGUGUAAGGAGCAUUGUCAGACGCUACUGGACAUUGUAUCCGGGCUAAAACUGGAGAAUGGCAAUGGACGGCUGUUCCGGAGUUUUCGAAUAGCAUGCAAGGCUCUACGCAAAGAGAAACGCAUUGCGGAGCUUGAAGUCAGCUUGCAUUCACUUCAGACACAAAUGACCUUCCACUUAUGUGAUAUUGCCCGACAGGCUUAUGCGCUGGAAAUCGAUCUAUCCAAAAGGCUUGACCACCUAGCGGACAUGCUGAGCGCAAUUCAACGCGCGGUUACCGAGAAAGACCAAACCAAUAUGGCUUUGUCACUUUCAGAGGUUGAAGAUCUGAAAAAAGAAUUCGAAAAGCUUUCUAUAACAGAGACGGGCUUGUCUAGAGAUCUCCAUGUGGUGCGGAGCUUGACGUUCGAAAACCAUGUCGAUCGGUAUCAUGCCAUAACCGAAGCCCACCUCAAGACUUUUGGAUGGAUUUUCGAUCCUAAGCACACCAGGAGCGAGGGGCUUCGGCUUUCAAAGUGGCUACGGGAAGGCGAGGGUGUCUUCUGGGUUUCAGGCAAGCCUGGCUCUGGAAAGUCAACUCUCAUGAAAUUCAUCGCCGAUAAUACCCAGACACAACGAGAGCUAUCAAGGUGGGCUGACUCUCAGAGUAGGGUCGUCACAUCUAGCCACUACUUCUGGUGGACAGGAACUCGUCUACAAAAGUCCCAGGAAGGCUUGCUUCGGGUGCUGCUCUACGGUAUCUUCCGAAAGUGUCCCGAACUGAUUCAAAGCGCUUGUCGGGAGGAAUGGGAGGAAGCCAUUUCAUUUGGUCAGUUGGAUACUCAGAGUGCCCAAAUUUGGACAUACGAAAGACUCCGGGCUAUCAUUGAAUCUCUUGCCAGACAACCACCUCUUAACACGAAGUUUUGCUUUUUCAUUGAUGGCCUGGAUGAGUAUGAGGGGGAUCAUCUGGAUAUCUGCAAAAUCCUCAAAGAUUUAGCAGGUUCACCAAGCGUCAAGAUGUGUGUGUCAAGUCGACCAUGGAAUCAGUUUCAGCUGGCAUUUGGCGACAGUGACCAGAAGAUCAUGGUACACGACUUGACAAUAGACGACAUCAGAGGUUACACGAGAAGUAGACUCUCUGAGCACCCAGAAUGGAGCAUGAUAUACGGACAGCGAAGGAGCGCUCAGGCCAAGGAGCUUACAGAGCUGAUCGUACAGAGAGCCGAGGGUGUCUUUCUGUGGGUAUUCCUUGUUACUCAACUUCUCCGCGAGGGAUUGAGUAACAGCGAUAGCAUGAGAGACCUCUGUCGGCGAGUCGAGAAUUUCCCUCCAGAUCUUGAGCGCUUCUUCAUCCAAAUGCUUGAAUCCGUUGACGGAUUUUAUCAUCAAAAAAUGUCAACAGCACUACAACUGGCCCUGGUGGCGGAGAAUCCAAUGAAUCUCUCGGUCUACGCCUUUCACGAAGAAGAAUACGACAAUCCAGACUACGCUCUAGAUAUGAAGGUCAAGUGCUUCAGCGAGAUAGAGGUGAAAAAGCAGCAUCAAACUGUCGAACGCCGCCUCAAUGGAUGGUGCAAGGGUUUGCUUGAAGUCCACGGUCGUGAAGUCCAUUUUCUGCACAGGACCGUGGCUGAUUUCCUGAGAACUGGAGAAAUGGUGGAAUUUCUGAAAAAGAAGGCGCCUGCUAAUUUCGACACCAGCCUGUCUGUCUUAAAAGCCUACACAGCCUGGAUCAAGAGUGGGAACUUUCCGAAUCUCGCACGUGGAUCACAUGAGGGUGCAGAGGACCUCCAGGACGAGUUAUCUUUAGGACCAUACGAGACUACCACCAGAACACUUCAAAAGGUCUACAAUCGCUAUUAUACUGUCACUGAUUCGGAAAAUUACAACCCGAUUGAGAUACAGACACUCACAGGCGAAGCUUUGCUCGCGGCCUCGAGAAUUGAGAGGUCUCUUCGUUGUCACUCCAUCAGCCACCAAGCCAUGUUUGUCCACAUUGACGCGAUCGAUACGACUAUUCAAGAAUUGGAAAGCCAUGUCCUUAGCCCUUAUAGCAAUAGGCCGCAAGCCGUACUCAUGAAUUUCAGAACGAACAUACUCCAGAGCGCCUUGGCUUUAUAUCUAGACAGAACACUGUCGCGCGAUCCGACCUAUUUCCACGGUCUGCAAAAACCUGCACUGUCAAUACUUCUGGACGCAUUUAUUGCUCCAGAAGAUUCGCAAAGCGAUGGAUUGGAUAUUAGGAGCGAUCUUUGGCCAACAGAGAUUUGUGCGACGCUCCGAUGCCUCCUGGAAAAAGGACACGGUCCAAAUGGGAUAGAUGAGAACUCCGACACGCCAUUCAAGAAACUCUCUUCUCUCGCUUUGCCUUGGAAUGGAGGUCCUUGGAAGACUUGUACAGCACCAAUUUUCCGUCAGAGACUCUUCUCCCUAUUUCUUGGAUUUGGCGCCGACCCCAUUGUACUGAUAAAAAGAGACGGAAUCCUUUACUCAACUCCCUGGUUCGACUUUCUCAUGGCAGCUUUUCGUGUCCCGUGUGAGCCUUCGGAAGAGGAUGCGUAUCUGAGUGAGCUUGACGCAUUCCUUAAGAAGGAUGAUCUCGCAUUGCAGGUCCCAAUGCAAUCUUCAUCCACGUGUCCGCUCGAGGUAUUCUUCCUGCAGAUGUCUAAUUUCAAAGAGAGUCGCGGCUCUGAAGACGAAGAAGAAAAGGGACAGAAAGCUAAAUACAUGGAGAAGGCAGAACGGAAACGGAAAUGGAUGGGUCGCUUAUGGGAGACGACCGACAGUCCCGAGCUGUGCAUCGUCCUGCUCGACGAGCGAAGUGCAAUGACUUUCAACUGCCAUUGUUAUUUACCUGAACAAAACAUUGACAUGGAUGACAUUCACCACCACGGUGGCCGGCGACCCGCUAGGACUCCGCAAGGAGAGGUCAACGAUUUCUGCCUGCUCCCACGCCAUGAUGACCCCCGUGGUGCAUCGUCGGCACGCAAUGCAGCCGAAAGCUACGACAUCGCAGCCAAGGAGUGCCGCGAAAUGGUCAAGCGGAUCAGGGAGGAGUGCGAGCGGACGAACGAGAAAUUCACGGAUCCGGAUUUCGAUAUCGAGUCCGACUUCGAGACCAAGAACAAUUGUCUCUUUGGACUGCAUCCACCCCGCCCGCCCCCACCUCCUCCCGAUAACAUGACUGUUACCAGCAUUGCCAGAAGCAUCUCCAGCAACAGCUCACAUCCGGGGUCAGUUCAUCGCCUGGAUUGGAUCUUCAGGAAUCCCCAAUUCACUGUCAAUGGGUACUCGCACACAGAUGUUCAACAAGGAAUCGGCGGGGACUGCUGGUGGCUAGCAGCUAUCUCAACAAUUGCCCACCGGAGGGACCUCAUGGAUAGGAUCUGCGUCGCUCGAGAUGAGGAGUGUGGGGUUUAUGGAUUUGUCUUCCAGCGUGACGGAGAGUGGAUUUCCGUGAUUGUCGACGACAAUCUAUAUCUCUCUUCAGAAGACUUCCGAGAUUUGCAUCCCGAAGACUUCGACCCCGAUGGUUCAAAGGCUGCAAAAUUUAAGAUGUUGAACCAGAGAGGGUCGGAAGCGCUAUUCUUUAGUCGCUGCACUGAGGAGAACGAGACAUGGCUGCCACUGCUGGAGAAGGCUUAUGCAAAAGCUCACAACGAUUAUGAGGCAAUCGAUGGGGGCUACGUUGGAGAUGGUGUAGAGGAUAUGACCGGAGGUGUCACUACACCCAUUGCUACUAACAAAGUACUGAGAAAAGAUAGGCUGUGGAAAGAGUUGAGCGGCUCUGAUGGACAAUUUGUGUUCGGUAUAUCUGCUCAUUCGCGCUUUGGAAGGGUGGAGGCAGACUCAGGAGUGACUCUUGGCCAUGCUUACACAAUACUUCGAGCUGUAGAAGAGGAUACCGAAGACGGGAAGAGCUCGGUGCGCUUGGUCAAGAUUAGGAACCCCUGGGGUAAAAGAGAUGUCAGAGGCAGAGAAGGCGAGUGGAAUGGGAGGUGGUCGGAUGGCUCUGAGGAGUGGACGCCAUACUGGAUGGCAAAACUCGACCACAGGUUCAAGAAUGACGGGAUUUUUUGGAUGGAAUACAGUGACAUGCUCGCAACAUUCAAGUACAUAUACCGCACACGCUUGUUCGACGAGAAUUGGACGGUCAUCCAACAGUGGGCCAGCUGCAGCGUCUCGUGGGUCACGGGCUACUUACGAACGAAAUUCAUACUUGACGUCAAGAAGGCUGGUAUGGUUGUGAUUGUGUUAGCGCAAUUAGAUGAACGGUAUUUCAAAGGGUUGGAAGGCCAGUACAAAUUCAGUCUGCAUUUCAUCGUACAAAAGCAGGGAAGUCAAAUCGGGGAUUACAUCUGCCGAGUGCGCCCAGUCCCCGGAGGAGACCACCGAUCUAUCAGUUGCGAAAUAGAAAAUCUCGAAGAAGGGCAGUACGAGGUUAUACCACAGAUAACCGCGGUUCGAUUCAAGCAAGAGCAAACUGUCGAGUACUUAGUACCCCGAUAUGCGAACACGAACCCACAGAAGCUUAGGCAAGUUGGGCUACAAUACGAUCUUGCUCAUGCAAAGGGAGGCAUUCCUGAUGAAGACAUGAAAAUCGAGCAAAAGAAUCCCAAGUUGAAGAAAAAGCUUUUCAAAAAGUCACGUCAUCCCCAUAUUCGGGGAAGAUUAGUAGAGUUUGAACUUGAUGUCAUGUCGCAACAAGAGCAGACGCCUAGCGAGCGGAGUGACACCAGGUUGGAGGAGAAAGACCAGUUUGACGAGUUCCAGGAUGCAACGGAAGGCCCCACGGCUGACACCAAACCUUCAUUUGAAUGCCGAGAACACGACGGGAACGAACAUCCCAGAGAUUGCUCUAGGGAGAAGCUCGCGAUGCAAAAUGGCGAACAACAACAGGGCCAUGAGUCAGAUGGGCCCGAAAAGAGAGGGGAAAACCUUCCGACGAAUUCGAAUGAAGCUGGAACAGUAGUCGAAGAUGACAAAAACCUAAGCACCAACGAGCACUUCGAUGUACACUCCGCUGAUGAGUCUUCAGACUCUGACAGUGCAGGCAAUGAUGACCGACGGUGGAACGCUGUCUGUAUCGCUUGUCUCCGAGUCUACUCCAGAGAUCCAGAAUUGACUAUCACCCUGGUAAGCCCGGAUGACAGGCAAGGAUCGUCAAAUUUAGUCAGGGGUCAGGAGCCCGCUGGAGCAACAAUGUAG